AUGCCGUGUGAAAUGAUAACGGUUCAACUUGGCCAAUGUGGUAAUCAAAGUAAGUUAUUUCCAAAAUACGUUAAUACAUCGAUUGUUAUUUAACCAACUACUUUGAACAGUUUUACAUUUUCAACAUUACCGUCGUAGUAGCAAUUCAUAUCAAUAUACAAAUUAAUCUUACUAGAUUUUAGUGACUAAGUUACCAAUGUUCUUUGAGUUCUGCAUAUUCGUAUAAAUAAUUAAUUUUUUUUUAUUAAAAUGAUUCGUUUCUGGCUGUAUUUUCUAUAAAAAUAAACUUAUAUCAUGCCGAUUGUACAGAGUGUCGUAGGAUAAAACUUCUGAAAACAUAUUUGAAUUCAUCAUGAAGUUUAUUUGAAAACCACUUUUCUCCUUUUUUGAAACUAAACUCUAGAAUCUUUCAAAAAAUUUAAUUUUAAAUUUUAAAAGUGGAAAAAAUGAUAUGAAAUUUCUAGACAAUACAAAAAAAUUAGAUGUCUAGUAAAUUUCAUGAUGAAUUAAAAUAUGUUUUCAGAAGUUUUUCAAGUAACUAGUAUACUUGGUACAAUUGGCAAAAAUUGAUACUUUUUUAAAAAAAAAACGAAAAUGUAAAAACAGGUUAUUCCUUCCCAUUAAUUCAGUAUCGGGCAGUAGAUAAGAGGAAAAAUCUAAUCAUCAAUUUGGUCAUUAAAAUAUUUUUAAAAUAAGUUUAAAUGUUACAAAAUUAUAGAACGUUAUUAAAUCCAGCACCCUAACCUUAUUUUUUAUUUUUAUGGUAGCAUUUUAUUCAUAAAACUAACAAAAUACAACUUAUACAGUUUAAAUAAGUCUAUUCGAAUUUAAAACAGAUUUGUAGGUACAUUAAAUCGUUAAUGGAUAAAAAAAAUUAAAAUUAUCACUAAAAUGUGUUAUUAUUUGUAAUAUUAAUUAAUUUGUUUUGUCAUGUGUAACAUCAAUAUAAUCUUUUUAUGAAUAUGAAUAAUAAACAUAAUUAUACCAACCUUAACAAAAAAUUGAUAUUUAUAAUAUCUAUAGAAAUAAAACAAUUAUUAUGAAGUCCAAACAAAAUUUAAUCCAUUGGAAUCUCAAAAGCUUGAACAUUUAUCCUUUGUUAUGAAAAAUAACAAAGAAGUUCAAUUCAAAUUUUUACUUUUUUUUAAAAAUUUGUUUAUACCUACUAUUAAAUUGGAGUGAUUUUGUACUAUGUGCCUAUUCUUUAAAUACAUUAUUAUUAUUAUUAUUAUUACACAAAUUAGUUAAAACAAAAACAAGUACAUUAUGUACAUUAGAUAACGAAUUAGAAUUUUAUAAAUUGAUUGUUUAAUAUGAAAUUGUUAUUUUCAUUAAUUGCUACCCAAUGAUGUUGAUAAUUUUGAUUUAUUAAAUGUCAUAUUCACAUUUUAAUAAUGCAAUAAUUUCAUAUUUAGUUGGUUUUGAAUUUUGGAAAAAACUGUGUGCUGAACAUGGAAUUAAUCCAGAAGGGGUAUUAGAACCAUUUGCUACAGAAGGUGUUGGCGAUAGAAAAGAUGUAUUUUUUUAUCAGGCCGAUGAUAAUCAUUAUGUGCCAAGAGCUGUUUUGUUGGAUUUGGAACCACGUGUUAUACAUUCAAUCAUGUCAUCCAACUAUUCAAAAGUAAGUCGAACAAUGAGUACAAUUACUUUUAAAUAAUGGUUUAAUUUUCAUAUAAUAUUUAGUUAUACAAUCCUGAAAACGUUUAUCUAUCUAAACACGGUGGUGGCGCCGGAAACAAUUGGGCAUCAGGUUUUGCUCAAGGUGAAAGACUACAGGAAGAAGUGUUUGACAUAUUAGAUCGUGAAGCAGAAGGCGGAGAUAGUUUACAAGGUUUCGUUUUGUGCCAUUCAAUUGCUGGUGGUACAGGCUCAGGCAUGGGAUCAUUUAUACUCGAACAUUUAACUGACCGGUAUCCCAAAAAAAUAAUUGAAACAUAUAGUGUUUUUCCAAAUCAAGAUGAAAUAAGGUAUGAGUUUUUUUAUUCUUUAAAUAAUAGUAAUGAAUUUAUCUUUUUAAUAAAUAAUCUUUUCAGUGAUGUAGUCGUACAACCUUAUAAUUCAUUAUUGACUUUAAAACGACUUGCGCAGAGUGCAGAUUGUGUUGUAGUUUUGGAUAAUACUGCUUUAAAUCGUAUUGCUACUGAUCGUCUACAUAUUGAAAAUCCAUCAUUUGCUCAAAUAAACUCAUUAGUAUCAACAAUUAUGUCUGUUUCUACUGCUACACUACGGUAAUUUUUAAUCAAUAAUUUCCCAAUAAAAAUAUUGUUUUAUAAAAUGUGUUUAUUUAUUUUAAUCAGAUAUCCUUCAUACAUGAACAACGAUUUGGUUGGUCUCAUCGGGCCUUUAAUACCAUCACCACGUUUACAUUUCCUUAUGACUGGUUACACACCUUUAACUACUGAUCAUGAGGUAAUUGUUUCACUGUUCUUUUUUUUUUUUUGUAAUUUAUUUUAUCAUACCGUUUGUUAAUAGGAUGCUAAUAUUCGUAAAACAACAGUGUUUGAUGUAAUGAGAAGGUUGUUACAGCCAAAAAAUAUGAUGGUGUCCACAGUACAAGAAAGAUCUACCAUACCACAUUGUUACUUAUCAAUAUUAAAUAUAAUUCAAGUAUUUAUUUUAUACAUUUAAUUUAUAAAAUAAAAUAUAUACAGUUGAACUUUGAUAAGACAAAUAAAUUUCAUUCCCUUGUGAAAAUCUCGAUUACUAAAAAGAAAAACUUAAGAUAACUCGAACAUUCUGUGUUCCAAAUAUAAACAGAUAAUGAUGGAUAAUUUUUAUAAGCAUUUUUCUAAUCGACUUGUGCAUCCCAUAAUUUAAUAUUAUAAUUUUUAGUAAUAGGUACAAUUUUAAAACAAUAAUACACAUGGUAAUUGUAUGUAUAUAUACUAUAUAAUAAAUUAAAAACUGUAGUACAUUCAUAAAUUUUAAAAACUCCCUAAUUCGAAUUCUUUUUUCUAAAACCUUGAAUACUCAAAAACUGUACUAAGUUAAAAACCUUGAUACCUAAGUCGAAAAAAAUUGUAUUUCCCUAGAAUUUCGACUUAUCGAGGUUCUACUGUACAAAAAAUUGUAUCUUAUGACUCGAAUAAUAGUUAAACACAAUUUGAUUUUGUGGACAUUUUUUAUUCGGAUCUACUUUCAAAUAAAACAACUAGAGCUUAGUUAAGUUGAACAAUAAUUACCUUUAACCCCCAAUGUUAAAUAAUCAUAAUAAGGAAAAAACAAUGCUUUGUUUAAGUGAAUAUAUUAUUGUACAAUGAUCGGGUUUGGUUAGGAUUUUAAUAAUUUAAUAAUUAUAUUAAACUAACUUUUUGUUCAUAUAUUGUAAUUUAAUACUUACAGACUUAAAUAUUCACUACCAAGAGAGAGAUAUAGAUAAUACUAUGCUUUAUAAUAUGCUAAUACUCGCUGUUGAACGAAAAAUACCUAUGUGCCAAAUAUACGAUUUUUAGAUUUAAGUUACUCUAAAUUCUGAAAAAAUAAAUAAACUACAAAAUAAUAUCUCCUAUAUGCUAUUUCAUUUAGGAAUUUUUGAAAAAUAGAAAAUAAAACCUCUCGUGUGUUUCCAAUAAAUUGUGUAUGAAAUACCUCCAAUGUGAUUAAAAAUUUGGUCAAAAUUAUAUUUGAAGUUUUUGUAUUUAAUUUAUUUAAAAAAAUUAUUUUUAAACUAUUAUUCAAAAUAUAAUGAAUUUUUGACAAUUUAUCUUACUCCUUUAAUUGUGCAUACGUUCAAUAAAUUCUUCUUUGAUGUAAAAAUCCACACUUUAGUUUUUUCUUUUUAUGUAUCAAAAAUAUCAAUUUUAUUUUUGGGUAGGUAAAAUAAAACUAACAUUAAAUCCAUUAAAAUCAUUAAAUUAUGAUGGGGUUUGCUAACUUUGUUUUUAUUUUUAUUGCUUGACAUUUAUUCUCAUGACAAUAUUGACAUCAAAUUCUUUGCUAAAGCACAUUUUAUAUCCUUAAUAAUAAAGUAUUUAAUUCUUAUUGUUUUUUAUUUUUUUCCAGGGUGAUGUUGAUCCUACACAGGUAUAUAAAUCGCUCCAAAGAAUUAGAGAAAGAAAAACUGUUAAUUUUAUUAAUUGGGGUCCAUCCAGUAUACAAGUUGCUCUCUCCAAAAAGUCACCAUACGUUCCCACUGCCCACAGAGUAUCUGGUCUUAUGUUAGCAAAUCACACAAGUAUAUCUCAAGUAAAUAUUUAAAAGUUUUAGUUUACAUCAAAUAUUUAUUUUUUAUGUUAUUUUUCAGCUGUUUCAAAGGGUUCUGGACCAAUAUGAUAAAUUACGCCACAGAGAAGCAUUUUUGGAUCAAUUUCGUAAGCAAAAGAUGUUCAAAGACGAUUUAUGUGAAAUGGAUGAUUCUAGGGCAGUUGUUCAAAAUCUUAUUGAUGAAUAUUUGGCAGCUACAAAAGACACAUAUCUACAAUGGCAGCCUAAUGAAUCUACAUAG
Molecule: messenger RNA, 4444 nt
Organism: Cinara cedri
Lineage: Eukaryota; Metazoa; Arthropoda; Insecta; Hemiptera; Aphididae
Source: the annotation of a GenBank genome assembly